UUCGAAUGUGACUCAUUUUUGCUCAUUUUGGAGUUGGUUCAUUUGGAGGGCUCUCGACUGAACUCAGUCACUUGGUUUCAAGUUGAUGGCCUGUCUCAGACCAGUCUCUCCUCUGCUCUGUGUGGACAAUGAGGUGGGAGAGUCCUUGGGCCACCCAGGGGACCGGUGACUUCAGUGCUCUGGUUGCACAUCAACAGAGCUUUGUUUCACUGCUUCAGACCCUCCCUCUCCUCUUCUCCCCAGGCAUUUUAAAAAUUCCUAUUUUCAAAGUCAUCUGCCUCGCUCUUCUCCAUGUCUAAAAGCAAACCAAAAAAAAAAAAAACCAACCUGAAAGGGAAAAUACCAGUUUUAAUUGCAUAUCUUUUUCUCAUGUAUCUUUUCUUAGCUGUGUAUUUUGGUUUCAAAACAGAGUAACUUAAUUACUUCAUUAAUUAGGGAUUUGAGAGUAAGGGGUUUUGAGACUUGAAAAGUAAGUUUCACCUACUCCCCUGCUGACACCCAGGAGAAUUUGUUUUCUCGAGGCUCCCUCUGUAGCCAGUGGAGACAAGAGAACAUUUGGAGGCUGGCUGCUCCCAGCUGGCACACAAAACAAAAGUUACAGAUCUCUUCCUGGCACUUUUCUCUUGCUCUGCACUCGGGUUAUUUGAUAGCAACAGCAAUGAAGGACUGCAUGGGAACAGGUGCAUUUUGGUGCAGACAGGUGACAGCUCAGAUUGUGACACUCUCUGUGGAUCCAUAACAAAUUCCAGUCCUCAUUCAGAGUGCUAAAAAACCAAGCUAUGCUUGGUCCCUAUUCUGCCCUCCCCAUUCCUUUCCUGAAGAGCCAGAGAGGGAAAAGCUGUGGAAGAAAGCAGAGGGUUGCAAAAGAGAUACUUGGGACUGCUUAUUUUGGAAUCAACAGGUCCUCAGCGACUCCUGGUCCAAAGGCAAGUACUGAAAAGUAGAAACAAGGACCUUCAAUGCACAGAUUGGAUGUAAUUUCACAGUUUAGUGUUUGUGCUGUAGGUGAGAGGUGUUUGGCACACGGGUGUGACAGAUUUUGCAGUAGGUCUGAGUGAGCCGGGACUUUCCUAGGAAUGGGGGGAAAUAGCCAAUAGCUCUUUAGAAUGCUCUGUUCUGGUGAAAGAAUUCUUCGGGGGUGUUUGGAAAAGGUAGAAAGAACACAAUAAAAUCCCUGGGGUCUCUUCCUGAAGUGGGAAACCGAACAAUCAGGGUGUGAGAAUUGUUUGAUGCACGAUCUCUGCGCUCUAUAGCAAGACUGCAGGAAAAGAAAGAAGCAGAGAAAGAGGGAUAGAAAUGUUUGUCCAGACUGUGAAAUUAUCCCACUUGUUUUUGCCAUGUUCCUGUCUCAGCAGGAUGAGCUGGAAUUCAGCAUGGGACCAGAAAAUGAAACAGCAGUUACUGAGUUCAUCCUAGAGGGUUUCCCAGAGCUUGAUCCAAGACUGCAGGUAUUCUUCUCUCUGGUCCUCCUGCUCAUGUACCUGACAACAGUGAUGGGGAAUGCAACCAUCAUUUUCCUCGUGUGUGUGGAUCACCACCUGCAAACCCCCAUGUACUUUUUCAUCAGCAACCUGGCCUUCCUGGAAAUCUGGUUUACAUCCUCCACAAGCAUCAAAUUGUUUGUGAUGCUGAGUUCUGGCCAGAACGCUCUCUCACUAAGCAGCUGCUUUGCCCAAAACUAUUUCUAUUUUGCCCUGGGCUGCACAGAGUUCAUCCUGCUCGUUGUCAUGUCCUUUGACCGCUAUGUUGCCAUCUGCCAACCUUUGCUCUACGCUGCCAUCAUGAAGCCUCAGCUCUGUGUCCACCUGGUUGUUGCUGCUUGGGUCCUCGGCUUUGGCCUGCAGAGCUACCGGCUGCUCUUCCUCUCUGAGCUGUCUUUCUGUGGCUCCAAGAUCCCCCAUUUCCUUUGUGACAACUCCCCCUUGUUCAAACUCUCCUGCUCUGACACCAGCCUGCUUUGGAAAAUAGACUCUGUCUUCUUAUCCUGGGUCGUGCUGGGUUCCUUAUGUUUGACUCUGGCAUUUUACAUCUGCAUCCUCCUCUGUGUUCUGCAUCUUCCAGCAGCCUCUGGGAGGAAAAAAGCUUUGACUACGUGUUCUUCCCAUCUCAUCACCUUAUCCAUUGCCUAUGGGAGCUGCACUGCUCUCUACACGUGUCCUGCAGAAGCUGUUUCCUUGAGCACCAGCAGAAUUGUAGCUCUGCUGAACACAGUCCUGUACCCCCUCUUAAAUCCAUUCAUCUACAGCCUUCGGAACAAAUCUGUGAUCCUGGCCCUGAGCAAAUCCAUUGCCAGGGCAAGAACAAAGCUUUUCCCCUAACCAUGAUGCAUUUCUGGAAAGCCACCCCAAGAAUCUGGUGCCAUCUGUUACACAACACCAGUGCCUGUGAGUGCAGCCUCCAAACAGGGCUGCCUCAGGAGACCGGUGCUCCUGCGGGCUAAGAGAUAAGAGACUCCUCUGCACACCCAGACAGGGCACCAACAACGGCAGGAGGAGAAACUCAGUUCAUUCUCUGCCCUGGCUGCUGGCAGGGCCAUUACUGGAGAGCCACCAGCUCACUGAGAGCCCAUCUCCAAAAACAAGGAAGAGCUCAGAGGGACAGUGGCAAGUGACAAUCCAAAUUACAGCUCCGGGGCAAUGGACGCCUUGUCCAGCUCCUUCCCUGGGACAGCCAUCAGCCCCAGUGCCCAGGUUUGAAACCCCAAAGCCACAGAGAGCAGGUGGGGAAGACUGGGGGGAACUGGAAGGGACUGGGAAUGAACUCAGGUGUAUUGGGAGGGACUGGUCUGUACUGGGAGGGAUUGGAGGGGCACUGGGGUUCUACUGGCUUCUAAGUGGGAUGAACUUGUUGUGUACUGGGGUUGUACUGGUCUGUACUGCGGACGAACU
Molecule: messenger RNA, 2888 nt
Organism: Haemorhous mexicanus (house finch)
Lineage: Eukaryota; Metazoa; Chordata; Aves; Passeriformes; Fringillidae
Product: olfactory receptor 6M1-like
Exons: 1
Coding region: 1338-2318 (326 amino acids)
Biological process (GO): G protein-coupled receptor signaling pathway
Cellular component (GO): membrane
Molecular function (GO): olfactory receptor activity; G protein-coupled receptor activity
Source: RefSeq, a predicted model, not a curated record